This is a messenger RNA of Eucalyptus grandis, 1785 nucleotides long. Its product is annotated as transcription factor MYB74. The record is from RefSeq and is a predicted model, not a curated record. NCBI's taxonomy places the organism in Eukaryota, Viridiplantae, Streptophyta, Magnoliopsida, Myrtales, Myrtaceae. The transcript is spliced from 3 exons. Gene Ontology annotation, biological process: regulation of stomatal movement. The coding region runs from base 261 to 1409 and encodes 382 amino acids.
AGCUUAACUUGGAUCCUAAGUAUGAUUCUUGUCCCUCCUCUCGGCUUUUGAACUCUGUCUUAAACCGGGUUCUUGAUCUUUCCUUGUGUUCGCAGUUCGUCCGACCCCCCGAGAACAGCGCAUAAAUCCCCAUCGAAACCUCUCCUAUUCACUGGCUUACAGGGCCUGCUUGGUGGGUUAAUUCUUUUUCAGCUGAUAUCGUUGUCCUUACGGUUAUCCUCUUCUCUCCAACUCCUCUGGCUCUCUGUUCCGCCAAAGAAAUGGGGAGACAUUCUUGCUGUGUGAAGCAGAAGCUGAGAAAAGGGCUGUGGUCGCCCGAGGAAGACGAGAAGCUCUUCAACUACAUCACCCGAUUCGGCGUCGGCUGCUGGAGCUCUGUACCGAAGCUCGCCGGACUCCAGAGAUGUGGAAAGAGUUGCAGGUUGAGGUGGAUAAACUACCUGAGGCCUGACCUCAAGAGAGGGAUGUUCUCUCAAGAAGAGGAGGAUCUCAUUGUCAGUCUCCACAAAGUUCUUGGGAACAGGUGGGCUCAGAUUGCGGCGCAAUUGCCCGGAAGAACUGAUAACGAGAUAAAGAACUUCUGGAACUCCUGCUUGAAGAAGAAGCUGAUGAAGCAAGGCAUCGACCCGGCGACGCACCAACCGAUCAGCGAGGUCCAGCUGAUCAAAGAAGAGAAAUGCGCCAAGAACGAGUCCUUGCAAGUGCCACAACUCAAGGGACUCACCCCAGCCGUAUCGAGUUCCAGAGCGCACGAGCCGGCAUUCUUAAUCAGCGACACUUGCUAUGAGGGCGGAGCACUAAUAGAACCGUCCAGAGAGUCCGUCGAUAAUAAUAACUACAUGAGCAGGCCGGUUUUCGAUUCUUUGCCUUACUUUGAAUUCCAGUCUGGGGUCGACAUGGUCGGCUUUAAUUCCAAUCUGCUGAGCCAGUACCAUGAUCCUCCUAGAACCAUCGAUCAAAGCCAUCUUGAUAUUAGUUCUAACUUUGAGUUUUCCUCGAUGCCGAGCCUGACUAAUUUUGACCACCCUGGUGCGACGAUGAGCGGGUCGGAGUUCUCGAACAAUUCCACUUCGAGAAUGAGUCCAUUCUUCUUCCAUGAGGCGAAAGACCAAUGCUCAACUAAUAAUAGCUCGAGCAUUGGCAACUACACGGGGUUUCAGGUGAACAGCUCGGUCGAAAAUGCUGCUUUCUCUUGGUGUUCUAGUGAGAACAAGUUGGACUGCUUGUUCCAGUACCAGGCCAAUGGGACAAGCAAGAGUGAAGAAUUGAAACCACAAGGUUCAUGGCAAGAGGACCAGCUACACAUCGGUCCUGUUAAUUCAUCGUCGGAAGAUUUCGGUAGCUUUCAGCUGACAUCGCUUUCGGACGAUCUAACCGCAGCGAAUUUCGACAUCUUUCAGCAGAUGUAAACUUGUACAUCCGGUUCAUCUUAUUUGUCUUUUCCCGGUUUUGCUCUAAUCACAAAAGAUACACACAGAUGUCGAUAUAUACAGGAGAUCAUAUUCCCGUUGAGAGAGUGGAAAGGAGUUUAAUUUUUUUUCUUUUUUCUUUUUUUUUGGUUGGACUAAGUUUCCCUUUUUCGUCCGAUGUUUCGGUACACGGCAAUACAUCGCAACACGAAUGUUUUAGGAAUGCAGAUCUUGAAUGAUCAUGAUCCCAUUUUCUUUGCUAUUGAAAGAAAUAAGGAAAACAUUUCAAUUCUUCUUUCUCGUUUCUCUUUCCUGUAAGCCUCCAUGAUUGUAAUUCGGUUUCGUGGUCCUGAUCUAAUGAACUUUACUUCCGCAA